AUGGCUACAACUUGCAUGGCACGGACCAGAAUGAAUGACGCUGGUUCAAUCCCAACACAUGCAUGUGAUUUUAAUAGUUGUAAUGGGGAAGCUGAGGCUGGUUUUGACGAGUGUAAUCUUCAGAAUAUUCGUCGCGUUAAUCGUUAUGAAUUUUGUAUUGAUCAACGUAAUACACUCCUUCGUAGUUGUCUUGAUGUUCGUAUGCAUGAUUGUAUUAAUAUUGGCAAAUAA
This is a messenger RNA of Rotaria sordida, 231 nucleotides long. The record is from the annotation of a GenBank genome assembly. Lineage: Eukaryota; Metazoa; Rotifera; Eurotatoria; Philodinida; Philodinidae.